This is a messenger RNA of Parasteatoda tepidariorum (common house spider), 1911 nucleotides long. RefSeq names its product sulfotransferase ssu-1. The record is from RefSeq and is a predicted model, not a curated record. Gene Ontology annotation, molecular function: sulfotransferase activity. Lineage: Eukaryota; Metazoa; Arthropoda; Arachnida; Araneae; Theridiidae.
CGAAAAAGCAUUUGAAAUUGCUUAUAAAUUAAGUGCUGUCUGGAUCGUGAUAUUCAGCUUUUUCCCCUUUAUUUUUUACCUCUAUUUUGUUAUAAAAUCCACUGGUAUUGGAGACAUUAAAUAAUUGAAAAGCAUUGCUUCGGAGAUGUGACAAGUUUUAGUCAUUUUUCUAAGAACAACAACAAUGACUUCAACAACGGAAAUCGUUUCGAAAAAACCGUUUUAUAUGAAAAUGGAUGGUCUUAUAUAUCCAGGUUUCUUUUCAUCAAAAUGUUUCCGUGAAGCUAUGGAUUACAAACCACAAGCAGAGGACGUUUUUAUUGUGACUUAUCCAAAAUGUGGGACAACAUGGAUGCAAAAUGUAGCUCUUCACAUUUUUCGUAAAGGAAAAGAGCUUGAAGAAACAUCUCAGUUUCUGAGGCAUUGCCCAUUUAUAGAUAUGUGUGGCAAGGAGAGCAUUGACAAGAUGCCAAGACCUGGUGCAUUUAAAACUCAUCUUUCGUAUACCCAUAUGCCAUAUUCCUCUAAAGCUAAAUACAUUUUUGUUGCCCGCAAUCCCAAAGAUUGCGCCGUGUCUCUUUUCCACCACACUAGAAAUCAACCUGGAUUUAUGUACUGGGAUGGCGAGUUUAAUGUUUUGUUCGAGCUUUUCAUGACUGGUCAAGCGGAGUAUAAUGACUACUUUGAUCAUUUAUUGUCUUGGUACCCUCAUCGAAAUGACCCCAAUCUUUAUUACACCACUUACGAAGAUAUGAAGAAAGACAUAAAGAAAGUAAUUGUCGAUUUGGCUAAAUUCCUUGGUGAUGAGUUCAUUGGGGCAAUCGAAAAAGACAAUUCAGUUUUGAAUAACAUCGUGAAUUUUAGCAGUUUUGAAUUCAUGAAAAAGAAAUUUGGUGAAGUUUAUGAUUUAAAACCAAAGGAAGGUGAGACACUUACGGAACCAAACACUUAUGAAGGUUUGCAGCAUAUCAGGAAUUUAAUUUCUGAAAUAGAUUUGCCAAACGUUUUACCUGAAUAUAAAUUUAUUCGGAAAGGAAUCGUUGGAGAUUGGAAAAAUGCUUUGACUGAAGAGCAAGCUGAAAGGCUGGAUCGGAAGUUUAAGGAGAAAACUGAAGGGACAGAUAUUCCGAAUUGGUUUUCCAUUUCAUAAAAAUAAUUACUACAUACGUAAAUACUGUUGCAUAUGUUAACAUUGUAAAAGUUAUUAGAACAUAAACUUCAUAAGAAAAAAAACUUUUGAUUUAGUUUAUGUUAAAAAUGAUUAAAGAUUAUUAUACAUUAGCUAUGACAUAUUUUCUUAGUUGUGGUCGAUCAAUUUUUUCUAAGUACACUAAGAAAAAAAGUACACUUUCCUAAGUACACUAACAAAAUUAUAGUUUAAUUAAAUCAUAUAAAGUAAACUACGUUUCACUAACUCAUACAAGGUUUCUUCAUGUCUUACAUUUUAUAAUAGUGAUAGUAAAAUUACGUUAAUGGUAUUUAACAAUUUUUUUUUUAAAGGUACCACUCUAACGUUUAGAUAUCUGACACGUAAAUAAGCCAGGAGACUCAAAACUAAAAUGUGGAAAAUAUAAAAAUAAAAAAUACCUAUAUUUGAACUUUAUAAUUGAACUUCAUAAUUAAUAUAAAUUUCGUUUUAAAUUUCUUAAAUUCUUCUUAAAUUUCUUUUUAACAACGGUUAAAAUGCCGUAAAGUUUCGCAUUCAGUGUUUUUCAACCAUAAUAGUUGUAAACGGUUUCAAAACCUUAUUGGCAAAAAAUGUUCUUUACUGUAAACAUAACGGUUAAUUGGAUGGAUAAACUACUGCCGGUUAUUUUACCAUUACUUUAGUGUAAUUCCAACCGUGUGCAUGAAGCCCUCAUUACCUCUUAACUAUUAGUUCUAUCAAAACAAUAAUAAUUCUAUUAUCUU